CUAUAGGAGUGAAUCCUACGCCUUUUGCUUGCCUCCUGCUCACUCUGGUAAAGAUCACAACUGUGAUACAAUUUGUAACCAUGCGCUCCUUCUUGUUGUAACGUAUCUGGAAGACUUGGUAACCACCGGCUGGCAAGGCAUUGCCAAAAUGAAGGCUGUCGCAGUUGGGCUCCUGUUCGCGGCACUCUUCGUGGAGAAAGCUUUGUCGUUGCACUGUUACGCGUGUCAGAAGGCCAACGCUCCCUCCGCCUGCCUCUUCUCCAGCGAGUGUUCAGCGUCAGAGCGACACUGCGUGGCAAUCUAUAACGAAACCUCUGAUCACAAACCGUCCAUCAGCAAACAGUGUGCUGAGAAGUGCCCCGAAAUCAAGGAAACGGGUGUCAAGGUGGUUUGUUGUGAGGACAGCUACUGCAACGGGAAGGGAGCCGUCAGUAUGAAGACCAGUUACGCCACCCUGAUCGUGGCGAUGCUGGCCAGCUUCCUCUACAUCCUGCCGAUGGAACUGUGACGGGGCAUGGAGAGAAGUUCUCUGCUUGUGCGUCUCUAGAUGCCUGAAAAGAAGAUACAAAACUCUGCACUGUUCUUAAAUCUUGGACUCACUGAACACUGUUUUACAUAUCCCAUCAUUGCUUUCCCUCGCAUGCCAUGGGGUGAGGCCAUGAAUGAAUGCUUUCUCACAUAAGAAAGAUCUUCUCCAUUCAAAAAAUGUCAGUGCAUGAGAAUAAAGAGC
Messenger RNA from Pogona vitticeps (central bearded dragon), 730 nucleotides. The record is from RefSeq and is a predicted model, not a curated record. Lineage: Eukaryota; Metazoa; Chordata; Lepidosauria; Squamata; Agamidae.